Molecule: messenger RNA, 1935 nt
Organism: Nerophis lumbriciformis (worm pipefish)
Lineage: Eukaryota; Metazoa; Chordata; Actinopteri; Syngnathiformes; Syngnathidae
Source: RefSeq, a predicted model, not a curated record
AUGGCAACCCCAAAAAACACACCUCGUGGUGCCAACACCCCACUUUCCCCCAACCGCAUCACCCGUCUCCAAGAGAAGGAAGACCUCUGCAACCUCAACGAUCGGCUGGCCGUCUACAUCGAUAAAGUCCGUUCCCUGGAAUCGGAGAACGCCGGGCUGCGUCUGCGCAUCACCGAGUCAGAGACGGAGGUGUCGCGUGAGCUGACGGGGCUGAAGGCCGCCUAUGAGGCGGAGUUGGCCGACGCUCGGAAGACUUUGGAUUCGGUGGCUAAAGAGCGAGCCAGACUGCAGCUUGAAGUGGGAAAACUAAGGGAGGAAUUCAAGGAGCUGAAAGCCAGGAACACCAAGAAAGAAUCGGAUUUGGCGACAGCGCUGCAAAGACUCAAAGAUUUGGAGGCCUUGCUGAACUCCAAGGAUGCGUCUCUGUCUACUGCCAUAGGAGAAAAACGCAGUCUGGACACCGAAAAUAGAGACCUGAAGACGCAGCUUGCAAAGCUGGAAACAAGCCUGGGUGAUGCAAGAAAGCAACUCCAGGAUGAGAUGCUUAGGAGAGUGGAUGGAGAGAAUCGAAUUCAGACGCUGAAAGAGGAGCUGGAGUUCCAAAAGAAUCUUCAUUCUGAGGAGCUGCGCGAGGUGAAGCGGCGGCACGAGUCGCGCAUGGUGGAGUUGGACAACGGCCACCAACAAGACUUUGAAAGCAAAUUGGCGGAUGCUUUGAUGGAGAUGCGAAGCCAGCAUGAAUUGCAAGUCAAACUCUAUAAGGAGGAGCUGGAGAAGACCUAUAACACCAAGUUGGAAGGCGCGCGGCAGUCGGCGGACCGAAGCAGCCAUCUUGUGGGCGCGGCGCACGAGGAGCUCCAGCAGACACGCGUCCGGCUGGAGUCCGUGUCCGCGCAGUUGAGCCAGCUACAGAAACAGCUUGCAGCCCGUGACGCCAAAGUGAAGGACCUGGAAGAAGCUCUGUCCCGAGAGCGGGACACCAUGCGACGCCUUCUUGGAGAGAAGGACCGAGAAAUGGCCGAAAUACGACAACGGAUGCAGCAGCAGCUGGACGAAUACCAGGAGCUGAUGGACGUCAAGCUAGCUUUGGACAUGGAGAUUGGCGCUUACAGGAAGUUGUUGGAGGGCGAGGAGGAGAGGCUGCGUCUUUCUCCAAGCCCGCCGCCAACAAAGGCGGCAGGAAGUCGCUCCUCGAUGGCAUCAACUCAUUCCCGAUCCUUCAACUGCGGAGCUAACACCUCUCCUUUGAAGAGGAGGCGUCCCAACGACACGGACAGCGAGGCGUCCAGCUUCGCCGGAGGCGCCGUGGCAAGGACGCGCGUAACCCAGCAGGCGUCUGCUAGCGGACGGGUCACUGUGGAUGAAGUGGACCAGGAUGGGAAAUAUGUCCGACUCAGCAAUAAAGCAGAUGAGGAUCAAAAUUUGGGCAACUGGCAGGUGAAGCGCCAGGUUGGAUCUUCUGCACCCAUUGCAUUCAAGUUUCCCGCAAAGUUCACUCUAAAGGCCGGACAAAGAGUCACGAUCUGGGCGGCUGGUGCUGGAGGAACCCACAAUCCUCCCUCUGACCUAGUGUGGAAGACUCAGCCCAACUGGGGCAGCGGAGACCAGUUCCAGACCACCUUGAUCAGCGCUAAUGGAGAGGAAAUGGCCAUGAGGAAAGUGACUCGCACUCAUUUGGAAGAUGAUGAUGACGACAUGCAGGUGGCUCACAGCACGUGUGGGGACAGUGAGUACAAUUUGCGAAGUCGUACGGUCCUAUGCGGCUCUUGCGGCCUUCCCUCGGACAAACCCAACAGCUGCGGCGCUGUGUCGUCGGUGUCGCGCUCCUUCCGUAGCGGGGGCGUCUCGGAGGGUUUGUUGCCCCAUUCUUACGUGUUCACAAGCAGCACACCUCGCAAGAGUGGAACCCGAAUUGAGAACUGUCCAAUAAUGUGA